GAAAUGACUAAUGAUAAAAUAUACUGUCAUCAUAAUAUUGUACAAACUCCCUAAACAUAAGCUAUUUAAAAGUUUAUUUUACAUAUAUAUAUAAUACCCCAAUCUAAAUAAUUUUUACCUACGUGAAAAAUGUCCACUCUUACACUCAGCUGUAUCGUUCAAAAACCAGCUCUUGAAAACCAAGGCCAUUUCAAGAUUAAUAUCGAUGCGAAUAAAACCGGCUAUGACUUAAAAAAAUUAAUCUGCGAGAAUAUAAAUAUCCUUGAUGUUGACAUACGUGUAUGGAUAGUGAAAAUCUCUUUUAGUGGAAAAGAAAAUUUGCAAAACAUAGAAAUAAAAGAUGAAAAUAGUGUUGGUGAUAUUUUUAAGCAGGUUGAAAACAAUAGUUAUAUUCUACUAGUCCAAGUGAUGCACCAAGAAGAAUAUGCAGAACAAUUAGGCGAACGUGAAAUUCAACCAAUACAAGAUCUCAAACAGCUUUCAAAGCUGAUGAUUGCUAGAGAGGCCUUUCUGAAUAAACUUAAGGAAGAAGGGAAAGAUCCGAUGGCUUUCAUAGGUCCAGGGCUAGUCGAUGAUAAACCUGCAAUUAUUGUUGUUUUUCCUGAUGAAACGGUACAAAUCCGUCUACCAGCCACGUUUGAGGGGUAUCCAGUGUUUAUUAGAUAUGGAGUUGUUGAACCAGCUUCUAAUCCUCGAGCUUACAAUAAAAAACUCAAGCCCGGUAUUAGCAUCGGAUGUUCGGAAGUCAAAAAUGCAUUCACAUUGGGAGCAUUCUUUCAGACAGACACGAAGAAAUUUAUACUUACUGCGGGACAUGCAGUUGGAGAGGAUCCCGAUACAAGUUCCUGCGCCAAAGUCUCAUACAAAUUUCAUGGUAUUGGCGAAAAUAGCAAUCUUCUUGAUUACUCCUUCUGUGAAAUUGAACAUCAUGACAGGGUGCCAGUGGUUGAUCCAAAUAAACCAUUUGGCUCUGAAACCGUUAUUCGUGAUUACAAGGACUUUGUUAGCGAUGACUCAGAGUCUAUGACAUAUGUUUAUAAAUUUGGCAGAACAAGUUUCCUCACAAAAGGGGUAGCAAUUGAUAAAAUGCUGACCUUUUGUACCAAGAAAUUUGGAAGAGUAUCGAAAGUAUCUGCUUUACUUAUUUCUAGUAUUGAUGGACAGCCAUUUGGCGAACAUGGUGAUUCAGGUUCGGCGGUGUAUGAUGAUGACGGUCAGCUAUGGGGCAUUUACUAUGGAUUUGACCAACCGUUCCACUUUAUUAUCCCCAUACAUCUGAUAUUAGAUGAUGUUCAAACCAGAUUUAAAGUUAAUUUUACACUUAUUUAG
Messenger RNA from Rhizophagus irregularis DAOM 181602=DAOM 197198, 1329 nucleotides. NCBI's taxonomy places the organism in Eukaryota, Fungi, Glomeromycota, Glomeromycetes, Glomerales, Glomeraceae. The record is from RefSeq and is a predicted model, not a curated record.